AUGUCAGAGAAAUGCAACUACGAACUGAAACCCAAGAUAGUCAUAUACGCUGAUUUGGAUUCAAAGGAAUUUGCAUCAUGGCUCCGCGAAGUUGAAGAUGUGGUUGGGCACUGUGAAUAUCACUUUCUCCUACGGUUUUGGCUUCCAUCACGGAUGAAUCCCGAGAGUGAUGACCUGCGUCCGAGCCUCCAAGGCUUUACCGUACAAGCAGCUCUCAAAAACACAGAAUAUAAAGUCAUUGAUGAUCGAGUGUUCUCUACGAAGCUUUUUCAGGACUGCCGUUAUGGCGAGACGGCGUGCGAUUCCCCCGCCCCGGAAUUCGAAAAUGAUGAAUACGAGUGGUCGGAGGCAAACUCAAAUGCGUCUGAGGAGUACACGGGAUUACAAGCAUUUCGGUUUUUAACCAGGAGCGACAAAGGUGAUCUUGAUGAUGCUCUCAAGCGUUUGCAGGCUUUCACUGAAGACACACCUUCAGUUCUUAGCUCCAACAGGUUUACAGAUCAGGAAUCAUACGAUAAAACUGAAGAGAAACGGGUGCUGGCGGCUGUUCGUCGUUUUCGUGAGCAAUUUGGUGAGAAUGACUGCCUUUUUAUCAAUGAUCGGUCCUUCGACGUUGGGUCGCUGACGCAGGGCACAGAGGAGCUUCUGCGGUGCCUGUCGGUCACAUCAGUCGCAGAAAUGAAACUAAGGAUGCUAUCAGAGGAGAAUGGCGAACACCGGAUUCCUAUCCAAACCUCCGGACCAUCAUCUGACAGCAGCAAUCGUCUCCGUGUGAAUCUGGACGUGCAAAACUCGUUGAAAUCUUCAUUGGUAUGGGUUAAUGACUUGCUGAAAGACUCUCGUUAUCGCAAGUGGAAGCCAUUGAAUGUGCGAAGUGAGGAUGAUGUCAUGGGGUUCAAGACAGAAGUCAAGAGAACAAGAAGUGACAAGGGAUCUGAUGAGGAUCACCUCCAGCUUGUAAAGGUGAAAGCUCAUCAUCUUUCACUCACAAUCUUGCUUGAUCCAGGUGACCCGCAACAAUUUCCAUAUACCGGAAUCCCGCAGUCUGUCGUGCAUGCUGAUUUGCCAAUUCAUGUCGGCAUGGCUCUCAUUCCCAAUGGGCAAGUAUCUUCUCUAAUCACUGCAACGUUCCAUUAUUUCUUGCGCAUGAAGGGGCGAAAAACAGGAUUUCGCUUUUUGCAAAUGAUCCAGCAAAUACUACAAUACAUGGGCGGCGGAUAUCAGCAGGUUGAACUAUCGGAACAGGUUGUAGAGCUAGCCUUCAAGCAAAUCGCUCCAGAAAUCGAGGGUGGCUAUGGAUCUGCAAGAGAGACCUUGGAUGGAGAUGAAGAGAUUGGGGGCAUAUUAGACGAAGCUCGGACUUUUGCGGAGGAAAAUGGCUUGUUGGCAAACGCGAGUCGUGCGAAAGACCGUUCGAAAGAAAACGACUCAAAGUUGUUUUCCAUGCUUGGGAUAUUCAAUGGGAUUGUCCUAAAGGAUAUUUCCGCUGAUGUCAUCCGCAUCGCUAUUGUCGAACAAGAACGAAUUUCUGCGUUAUUGGGCUCUUCCUCCCUAGAGAGCGACUUGGUCGACUCCAAGAUUGGGGGUUGGGUUGAAGCAGACUCGUCAUUGAUCGUUGUGGAGAGCUUGAGUGAGGAGAUGAAAGCUGGGGAUGAGAGAGUAUCUCAGAUCAAGACGAAAGGAGAGCUCACGCGAAUAUCGGGGACAGUGCUGUUUUCCGUGAGGCACGAGCUUGAAGAGCUGCGAUACGAGCAAUCCGUUUCGUCAGGGAACGUGAAAAGAGAACCUAUGAUUACAGUUUGGUUGGUUGCAUCAGACCAAUCUUCGACCGAGUUCAAGUCUGCAUCAUCUCUUAUGAAUCAGCUUGCGAAGUCUAAAUUUGCAGAGAGAACAAGGUCAAGGUUUGCUUUAAUCAAUCCAGAGCUACUUCUGCACAGGAAGGCAUUAGAAGCUUCAUCAAAUGGAGACGGCUUGGCUGAUAUUGUUUUUGUGAUCAACGGUAGAAUCUUACCCUUUUCCAAAGCACCGUCUCUCGGUGAGCUGAAAACCGAAGUUGCGUCGGAGUAUAAAGACAUGCCGCCGGCACAACGUUCUGCUGACACUGAGCUGAUUCGGUCGAUGCUCAUGAAGGAUGUUGCUCAAGCGUGCACCUCACAGCAGAGUAGUGCCGCAGGCACUGGUCAUGUGGACUUUGGUGACUUUGCGAAUGCUGUGUCCUCUAGCAACCUCUCCGAGUACAUGUUCUCCUCUGAAGGCGAUCAAAAGCGACAGGCAGAUACAGCCCUUCGAAUCUCCGCUGUGGUCAAUCCGAUCGGUCAACGUCCGUACAUUCUCUCAAGUUUGUUGAUGGCUAUGCGAGAAGUGUAUGGCCGAAAGGAUAUGUUUAUGACGUUGGCGAUUGUCCCGUUAGAAAAGCAAAUGCAGAUGAAGCAUCAUGUUUCGUCAACAUACUCAAAAUUUGUUCUCGGCAUCCCUCAGACUUCAGACGCGGUUGGUGGAAUUGCAAAUCGUCUGACGGCUUUAUUUCGUCGCUUGCCCAUCGCGAGGGUACUGACCUUUGCGGUCAUUCCGCCGAGACCCUGGUUUGUCUCAUCGUAUUCAACGAACUAUGACAUGGAUAACGUUUUGCUACCUACAAGUGGAGCAAAGAGACUUCACGCUGAAUACGAAAUCAAGAGCUUAAUCGUAGAAGGCUCGUGCAUUGACGAAGACGACAAACCACCACAGGGGUUGAAACUCAUUCUAGAGAAUGGGAACGGAAUCUCCGUGGAUACUCUUGUCAUGGCAAAUCUGGGAUAUUUUCAGUUGAAAGUGCCAACUCCAGGGCGUUGGUUCUUACGUUUGGCCCCUGGUCCGAGCGCUGAGAUCUUUUCCUUGAGAAUCAUGGAAAUGUAUACUGGUAUGGUGAAGUCGAUUUACACUGUCGACAGCGAAGGUCGAGUUCCGAUUCUUGUUGCAUCUCUAAGCGGGGCCGGGGGCAUACUGCUACGCGUUGAACGGAAGCCAGGGAUGGAAAAUAUGUCCGUCUUGGACCCGAACAGGAUAAAGGGAGAUACGAAGAGCCUCACAGAGCGGUUGAAGACGAGCAUAUCUUCCAUGUACAAGGUUACGGCGCCGAAAUCCUCACCAGUGCGCAUUUUGGAAAGGGACGGUGGUUAUAUUCACGUAUUUUCAGUUGCAUCGGGGCAUCUGUAUGAGCGAUUCUUGAAAAUCAUGAUGUCGAGUGUAACGAGACAUGCGAGCAGGCCUGUGAAGUUUUGGCUACUGGAAAACUAUUUGUCUCCGUCCUUCAAGAAAAUGCUACCGCUGUUUGCGAAACAGCUAGGAUGUGAGGUUGGUAUGGUAACGUACAAAUGGCCUGGAUGGCUGCGAGCACAAACGGAGAAGCAAAGGAUCAUCUGGGCUUACAAGAUCCUGUUCCUUGAUGUUCUCUUUCCUCUAGACGUCAGUAGAGUCAUAUUCGUUGACUCAGAUCAAGUGGCUCGCGGUGAUCUUGCAGAGCUGAUGGAUAUCGACUUAGAAGGAGCGCCAUAUGGAUACGUCCCAUUUUGUGAUUCGAGAAAAGAGGUAGAAGGAUACCGAUUUUGGAAGCAAGGAUUUUGGAAGGAAACGUUGCGCGGCGCAAAGUAUCGAAUUUCGGCAUUAUACGUUGUUGAUCUUGCGCGCUUCAGAGAGACAGCUGCAGGAGACACUCUUCGGUAUAUUUAUCAGAGCCUCAGUGCAGACCCGAAUUCAUUGUCCAAUUUGGAUCAGGAUUUGCCAAAUUAUGCCUCAGCUGGCUCGCUUGGUGCAGGCGCAAGUGUACCAAUUUUUGACCUGCCCGCCGAGUGGCUGUGGUGUGAGAGCUGGUGUGACGAUGAGAGCAAGAAAACCGCAAAGACGAUCGACCUGUGCAACAAUCCGAUGACGAAAGAGCCUAAGCUUGAAAGCGCAAAACGGAUUAUUAGCGAGUGGGAAGAGUACGACGAUGCUGCCAGUCGUAUGACGGAAGAAAUUUACGAGCGCCUUGCGGGUGCGACGGUAGAUUUAACGAUUCAGACGUCGCGUGUAGGAACUUGCGAUGCCAAAGGGCCUUGCACACCUCCUGAGGACACAGCGAAGGACGAGUUGUAGUUGAACGCGUAGGUUUCUCCAUUAAAGACGGACUGGGUGUGAAAUUUUUCCACUAAGGGACGAUUGCACGCUUGCCGAGCGCUAUUAAAACA
Chondrus crispus (carragheen) is the source of this 4205-nucleotide messenger RNA. RefSeq names its product UDP-glucose:glycoprotein glucosyltransferase, family GT24. The record is from RefSeq and is a predicted model, not a curated record. Gene Ontology annotation, molecular function: UDP-glucose:glycoprotein glucosyltransferase activity. The transcript has 2 exons. Bases 1 to 4113 code for a protein of 1370 amino acids. Lineage: Eukaryota; Rhodophyta; Florideophyceae; Gigartinales; Gigartinaceae. Gene Ontology annotation, cellular component: endoplasmic reticulum.